AUGUUUAAAAAAAGGACUGUUAAACACCAAAAUGGAACGAAACCUGACAAAAGAAUACUAUUAACGCCUGAUAGUGAUGAGCAAAAACAGCAGCAGCAACUGAUCCCGGCAGAAGAAACUGAGAACGAAACCAUUUGGUCUGUUAAAAAAAGAAGGAAGCUUACAAAUCCCAUUAAAACCUCCUUAAAAAAAGAAGAUUUAAAGGAGUCGGAAAAGAAAGCUAAAGAAGUACAUGUCGAACAAUUAAAUAAUAAUAUCAAAGAGAUUCGUGUUACCAAUAAUAAACGUUUACCCACUAUUAAAGAUAAAAUAUUGGUUGAUUAUCAACCGGAUGUAUGCAAAGAUUUUAAAGAAACCGGGUUUUGUGGGUAUGGCGACAGUUGUAAAUUUCUGCACUCAAGGGAUGAUUAUAUUAAGGGCCUAGGGAACGCUACUUUUACAACUACUAAAUGGAAUUCAGAUAUUAUGACACAUAAAAAAAUUAAAAAUAUUGAUGAUAAAAGUAUAGAUCAAAAGGAUAUCGUCCCCUUUAAAUGUAUUAUAUGUAAACAAAAGUACGAGUCCCCGAUUGAGACCAAUUGUGGACAUUCCUUUUGCAAAAAAUGUUUUUUGAAUACAAUCCAAGGUAAUGACAACCAAAAAUGUUUAAUUUGUGGUAAAGACACACAAGGAAUAAUGAAACCAUUGAGGAAAGGGCAUGUAUUUAAAAAGAUCCCAAAAUGUUGA
Molecule: messenger RNA, 726 nt
Organism: Saccharomycodes ludwigii
Lineage: Eukaryota; Fungi; Ascomycota; Saccharomycetes; Saccharomycodales; Saccharomycodaceae
Gene: CWC24
Product: U2-type spliceosomal complex subunit CWC24
Exons: 1
Coding region: 1-726 (241 amino acids)
Biological process (GO): snoRNA splicing
Cellular component (GO): U2-type spliceosomal complex
Molecular function (GO): metal ion binding
Source: RefSeq, a predicted model, not a curated record